UUAGCUCUGAUGCUAAAGUCAAACAAUGCUGUGUCAUUAAUUAGUCCGAUAAUAAUUCAGUUUAUGGGCCGUGACAAUUACUAGCCAGUUAGCUAACGGCUAGUUAGCCCUGCUAGCUGCGAUACCAACAUCAGCAACACCAACAGCAGCAGCUGUCAACACUGAAUUCCUGCGUAUCCUCAGCAGCACGCACGGUUUCGCCGCAAAAACGGCACUUUAGAAGAAAUUCAAAUGGAGACAAACGCACCGAAAAGACGAGACAAUAAAAAAUCUCUGCGUGUGAAGGUAAUAAGCCUUGGAAAUGCCGAAGUCGGAAAGAGCUGCAUCAUCAAACGCUACUGUGAGAAGAGGUUUGUUCCCAAGUAUUUGGCCACUAUUGGUAUUGACUAUGGCGUCACCAAAGUGCAGGUUCGCGACAGAGAAAUAAAAGUGAACAUCUUUGACAUGGCCGGACAUCCUUUCUUUUAUGAAGUGCGUAAUGAGUUUUAUAAGGACAGUCAGGGGGUGCUGCUGGUUUAUGAUGUCGGCCUCAGGGAGAGUUUCGACGCUCUCGACAGCUGGCUGGGAGAGAUGAAGCAAGAAAUGGGCUCGCAGGCUAACAUGGACAGCAUCGUGUUCGUCGUCUGCGCCAACAAGGUGGACCUGACGAAGCGGCGGGUGGUGGAUGAGGGGGAGGGCCGUCUGUGGGCGGAGUCCAGAGGGUUUCAUUACUUUGAGACAUCGGCACAAAGCGGAGAAGGCAUCAAUGAGAUGUUCCAGGCGUUCUUCUCCUCCAUCACCGACAUGUGUGAAAAUGGCGGGAAGCGUCCGGUGUCGGAGGUCAGUGUCGGCUUCACCAAAGAGCAGGCAGACACCAUCCGACGUAUCCGAAACAGCAAGGACUCAUGGGAUAUGUUGGGUGUGAAACCCGGGGCCACACGGGAGGAGGUGAACAAGGCGUACAGGAAGUUGGCGGUCCUGCUGCACCCGGAUAAAUGUGUCGCCCCUGGCAGCGAAGACGCCUUCAAAGCCGUGGUGAACGCUCGCACCUCACUGCUGAAGAACAUUAAAUAACACAGUAACACACAGCUGAAACCUCUCAGAGCUCGGACCUCCGUCACUCAGACAUGGACUGAAGAGUCAUACUCAGCCGUACGAACAGUGUUUAUUUAUUGGUAUAUUUAUUUAGCGUAAAGGUCUUGUGUGCCAUGUUGCUUGCCACAGUGCUGUAUGCCAACCUAAUGUCUGGUUUAUGACCAGUUUUAACUUAUUUACUACAUUUUAUCUCUAAACUCGUGUGUGUGUUAAUGAGAGAGAGAGCGAGAGAGAGUAUGGAAGAUGAUGAGGGCCACAUGAGAAAAUUAAAUUGAGUUCUGAAUCAAACUUGAAAUGAAUUCUGAGAUUGAAAAUGACAAAAUUAAGUUAAAAUUCUGAAGUUUCCGUCAGACUUUUUAGAUUUAGAUAAAAAUUUCAAACUCCAAGUUUUAAGUCUGAAUUCUGAGGCUUUUUAGUUUUACUCAGACAUUUGAGAAUAAAGUCUGAGACAUCAGACAGGUCAAAAGUUAAAACUCUAAGACUGCAGUUAGACUUCUUAAAUUACAGUGUCAGAAAUUUGAGUUUAAAAUCCAAAUACUGAGAAAAGAAAAGGUUAAAAUUCUUAGAAAAUCAGAACGUUUAGGAGAAGGUUUAAUUCUGAGAAUAAAGUUAUAAUUUAAAGAUUAAAGUCUUUAAAGAAUUUUUAGGUUGAUGUCAAAAUUGAAACAAAACUCAAAUUCAGAGAUUAAAGUCAGAGAUUAAAGUUUGAUUAUAUAAUAAGAAUCCUGAGAUUAGAGUCACAAUCUUUAGAUUAAUGUCAACAUUAUAAAUGUCAGUGUCAAAAUUAAAAGAAAAAAUUAAAAAAAAAAGUUACAAAAUUCUCAAAUGUCAGAAUUUUCUGAGGUAAAACUGUAAGAAUCAAAUAAUAAUUCAGCUAUAAUUUAGACCUUUUCCUUUGAUUCUGAUUAAUGUCAGAAGUCUUACAUUUUUCUUUGUUUCACAUUGGCCUUCAUUCUUUUCUACAUGUUGACGUGUGGUUUUGAGUUAAGUGUGUGUGUGUGUGCGUGUGUAUGCGUGUGUGUGUGUUUGUAUGGCCAGGUUAACAUCUUCCUUCUUCCUGUUGAUGUUGAAGACAUCAGUAGAGCGGCAGGUCAAAGGUCAGUGUUCAACCUGAUUUCACAGUAAAGAAACAAAUCCAGUCAGUGAAGGUACGAACUACUUUGGUAAAAGUCGAGUAAUUCUGAAUGAAUGCGACUUUAGAUUCACAUUUCACAGCCUUUAAAGUAAAGAGUUCACUUCCUAAAGCUCAGACUCGUCCUGUGUGUGUAACGUUACUACACUUUCUCAAACUCAUUUUAAAGCCUGGUUGCCAAAUCAGUCAAAGUUAAAGGUGUGAUGUUCAAUAUUAAAACAACUCUCACAUGGUCAAACCUGCCAACUCCUCAGCCCGAACGUCCCCAUACCAACACUCAGUUUUCUACUGAUGACAUCACCAGUCCCUUAGUGAUGAUUGGUCGAUGCAGCUACGGCACCAAACCAGUCUAAAGCCAAGAGGUCUAAAGAGAAAGAACUACCAACCUACCUGGUCGGGAACCGGUCAUGUGCUGUUUACUGAAGGGGGGGGUUAAUUAACUUGUUCCUUCUAUUGUCAACUGUCCAUAGGAUCAAUUAUAUUUUUUAGUUCCUUUAAAUUGUUCAUUUCUGCCCUUAAAUACUGUUUUUAGUCAAAUCCAUGAUUUGUAAACUUAAAUGAACCUUUAGUGACGGCUCUGUGCCUCCUGACGUUUGUGUUCUUUUAUUCAUAUGUUUCAGAUCCAUAAUGUCAUCCAUUAAGUAGAAAUAUCAUCACUUUAGUUUGUAACAUCCUCAAAAUGCAAAUUUAUUCAAGUUGAGAUGUUCUUUCAAAAUACUUAUUUGUGCCCUCGAAUAGAACCUUUAUCCUCAUAACACAGAAACUAACUUUUUCCUUGAAAUAAUCCUUUUUUUUUCCUGAAAUAUGUUGCGUUUUCCUCAACACACCAAACAAUAUCAUUUAACUUCACAUCUAACCCUGUUUUUUCCCUUAAAACUCGCUGUUUGAUCAGAAAACUGUAAAUAAGCAGCUGUAUUUUGUCUUCCACCCGGUCACUCCAUGAUAAUGUCCUUACCUGAACAAGAACGUUUCCAUGGUGAUGAUAAUGGGAUGUUUUUCAUUGGGGUACUGAACUAAAAGAAAAACUUUUUAUUUAUGUCCAUCCCUCACUGAAACAGAAUCUGAAAAAAGUGUUUGUUACUGUAAAGAACUGACAGGCAGCAUGAAGAUAUGUCAUCACAGUUUUAUAUUUUUACAUACGUGUAUCCACGGUAACAAACAAAUGCACAGACUGAGCUUCCACUUGUUACUUUAAUGUGAUUUUUAUGUUUUUAAAUUGAUUUUUAUUGUGUAUUGUGUAUUAUUUACAUUAUGGUUAGCACUUGUUUUUCCACCUAAAGACCACAUUUCCCAUCAGCCCAGUUGCUUUGUCUGUAUUAAUAUUUACUGAUGGCAGUAAAAACAAAUUUAAAUGAA
Messenger RNA from Seriola dumerili (greater amberjack), 3562 nucleotides. It is a transcript of the gene dnajc27, whose product is annotated as DnaJ heat shock protein family (Hsp40) member C27. Bases 232 to 1053 code for a protein of 273 amino acids. The record is from RefSeq and is a predicted model, not a curated record. The transcript is spliced from 7 exons. Gene Ontology annotation, molecular function: GTP binding; GTPase activity. Lineage: Eukaryota; Metazoa; Chordata; Actinopteri; Carangiformes; Carangidae.